Messenger RNA from Eremothecium sinecaudum, 810 nucleotides. RefSeq names its product 3-keto-steroid reductase (gene ERG27). Bases 1 to 810 code for a protein of 269 amino acids. Gene Ontology annotation, biological process: ergosterol biosynthetic process. The transcript has a single exon. NCBI's taxonomy places the organism in Eukaryota, Fungi, Ascomycota, Saccharomycetes, Saccharomycetales, Saccharomycetaceae. Gene Ontology annotation, molecular function: 3-beta-hydroxysteroid 3-dehydrogenase (NADP+) activity. The record is from RefSeq and is a predicted model, not a curated record. Gene Ontology annotation, cellular component: endoplasmic reticulum membrane; mitochondrial outer membrane; lipid droplet.
AUGAUUAGUGUUCUUGGUGCCUACUAUGAAUUAAACAAAAGAUACGAUGCUAUUCACUAUUUCUAUGUGAACGCUGCCCAAGGUGUUUAUAAGGGUAUCGAUUGGUUUCAGGCAUUCAAGGAUGUGAUAAAAAAUCCUUUGGAUGCUGUUACGUAUCCGAAGUUCAAUAUUCAGAAAGUAGGUGUGAAAUCGGAAGAUGAUUUAGGGCUGGUAUUUCAAGCCAAUGUAUUUGGUCCCUAUUACUUGCUUAACAAGUUAAAACCGCUUCUCUCUAAUGGUAAUGCUGUUGUGGUUUGGAUCUCAUCCUUACUAUCAGAUCCGAAGUACUUAUCCCUUGAAGAUAUCCAACUCUCGAAGACAACUGCAUCCUAUGAAGGUUCCAAAAGGUUAGUCGAUUUGCUGCAUUUAGCUACAUACAAGGAGUUGAAGGAUAGCGGUAUCAGGCAAUAUCUUACUCAACCAGGUAUAUUCACGAGUUUCUCGUUUUUCCAGUUCUUAAACUUCUUCACGUUUUACAGUAUGUUAGCUUUGUUCUACAUGGCUAGACUAAUGGGUUCUAAUUACCACAAUAUUGACGGUUACAAGGCCGCUAAUGCACCUGUGUAUGUCGCUACUCAGCCUUCCUCGGUUGUAGAAAACCAAGCGUUAAAAUAUGGAUCUGCGACAAGAAUGCGUGGACAAGAAUAUAUCGAGACCACUGAGGUUGAUCCUACAGGUACCUAUGACGUUAAGAAAUACAUAGAAAAUCUAGUUUUGGAGUGGGACGAGAAGCUUAAAGAUCAAAUAACCAAUACUCGUACUCCGUUUUGA